GUUCAGCUGAACUGUCGGCGACUAGCGCAAUGACUGGAAUUACUGCAUCCACUUUUGUGCAGCCUGCUGAUUUUGCAAAGGAGCUGCAGCAGAGAGUGACAAUGUUCCACGCUGGCGAUGAACUGUAUUCUGGUGCCUGGCUAUCGGACUUCCAAAAAACCGGACUGACUGCGUGGCACGUGUGCACUGAAAAGCUGCGGGUUGGCCCAUUGACGAGUUGCGAUGGUGAGCUGUUGCAGGCCUUUUGCGCCCAAACUUUGGCACGAUUAGCGCGUGCCUUCGCUAGCCAUUUCGAUGUGAACUCACAAAGAUCUGCCAGAGAUACCUUGGAGGCUUUACUAGCAGUGCAUGCCUAUGGACAAACCUUGGUGUGGAAGCAACUAGCAUUGGCAUUGGCCUGUGCAGAGCUUUGGCUUGGUACUUGGGCGGCUGCUGCAUCUCUGAACACCAGUCUUCCAGCCACAGUGAGACGAGAGCUGUUGGUGUUGCCUGCUGAGCUCCUUUUCGACUCCAAGGCCUUACCCUUGACCGACAAGGCUGCGCGGCAGCAGGUGGCUGCAUCGCUGUUUAGCUCGUGCGAUGGGGUCUUCGCCUUUCUGUUGGAAGCACAAUCAGAUGCAGAGCAGAGCUUUCGGAUACUGAGUGCUUGGUUGCGAGCUGUGCGCAAGGCGCAAAUCUGGCUGCCGACCUGUGACGCUGCGCAGCCUCUCAGGCACCUGGCCGGGCACUUGUGCACCAUUUUGGCUGCAGCAGAAAGCGCUCCGGCACAGGCGUCGGAGCUCGCGCAACAGCUGGCAAAGUGGAACAGCGCACCACAAGAAGUUGCGACGAUUCUGAAACCCUUACUGCAGCUGAUCAUGAAGGACAGUGACCUCAGCAUGGAGAUUGUGUCAGAAGAUUCUCCGGCGUGGAUGUUGUCGCUACUGCAAGUCCUAGCAGAAGAUCUCUGGCCCAGAGCUGCCGUGGGCGAAGUCGAUCUAGACUCCGAACUCAUCGCAAAGCAAGCAUUUAAAUUGUUGGAUACAUCAUCCGUGCCGUGGCUCAAUGCAGACGAGGUGGAGGUGGAGGCAUCCAUUCAGGUUUGGCACAGCUUCGCAGAGACUCUCCAUGCAGCUCUCCGAGCAUCCGACGAGUCCGCCUUCGAAUCCUCGCGGCGUUCACCAAUGUUUGCACAUCCUGAGAAGCGAAGCCGAAGAAGUCAAGAUCGAUGGCACCUCACAGGCGAACGCCUCAGGGAGGCAACCAUGGUGAACCUACUAUUUCAGCUAUUGGUUCAGAAGUUGCUGGAUUGCAUGAGGCUUCCAGAAAUCCCAGAAGAUGAAGAGGCACUUGAACUCCUCCAACAUGCAAGACAAUCGGUAGAAGCUGCUUUGCGACCGUGGGCGGCAUUGCUCACCAACGCAGAUACCUGGAUAGCAGAGCUUUGGAAUCCUCUGCAGGAAGUACAGAACACGUUAGCUGCCAUGGGCGAAAAUGAUGAAGGCUUCAUGUCUGUGGAGGUGUCCAGAGACGUGGAAACCGUGAUUUGGUUUUUCGGUGCCUUCUGCAGCUGUUUGCCAAAGGAUCAGGUUGCUGCGGCUGAAGCCGCGUCUCAUGCUGUUUCAGCCCUGAUUCCGCAAAUUCACCAGCUGGAUGCGGCCCUUCCGCCCUGGAAAGCUCUAUUGUGGUCUUCAGUGUGUAGAUUUUCGUCUGCGGUGAAUUCCAAGCUGCCUGCUGGAAGCGAACCAAUUCUCCUGGAUUGGAUGUUGUGCAGACCGCCCACGGAUGCCGAAGCUCCAACGAUGCUGGAAAUCACAGAACUGCCCUAUGCGAAAGCCAUAGAGGCAGCUUGCCAGCGCCUGCCCCACGUGGCCACAGCCAGUGCCCCAGUGGGCACGGCCACCAAUACCAACAUCGGGGAGAAACUUUUGCUGCUGGCAUUUGGCACAUGGGAUCCCUCAGUCAAGUUGGAAGAGCGACAGAUGGAGGCCAAAACUCACUACCUUUCAGCUUUGAGAUCUGCAAUGGCUCUUUCCCCAGAACUGCUUUGCCAAAGUCUCGUGAGCAAUGUCCUACCAAAGCUCUCCAUGGCGUCGUCGAUGGAAGUCAAGGCUGCUGGCUCGACAUGGAAGGAGAAAAGCGCCCCAUGGCCAGCAACAAGGCUUCUGUUCGAAACUUUGACAGCAUUGCUGCCGGUCAAUCGGCCAGCUGAUGAGUCCCAUCCAUCGAUUGCUGUUUGGCGCCAAGCUUGGCCUGUCUUUGAGGACGUUUUGCUCAGACAUCACGUUGAUGCAGCUUCAGAUCAGCCAUUGAAGGCAGCUGUGGAGGCUUUGCAGCGCGCAGGAAUCCAUGCUCCUGUUCUCUUGGCAGAGGCACUACAAUUAUUCUCCAAAUGCCUUCAAGAGCGCGAUGUUUCAGAAGUACUUCCUUUGGCUAUCCGUGAAAUUGUUGUGGCUAUUCCAUGUCCACCGGUGGAUCCCGGCAAAGCAGCAGAGUUGCUGGCCGCUGCUAUCACGAUCGCGGCAGAACAAGUGUUGAAACAAUCUCAGGCUAUUGAGAUCCCAGAGGUUUUAGCUGCCCAGUUUGAGCUCCUAGCGGAGGCUGUUCGACCUUCAUCCCCCGGCACAGCCGGACAGGGACCCUGUGAAGAUAGGCUACGGCCCCUCCUCCUGAGCCAGCGGGUCCUGAUCUCACGCUGCCUGUCGCUGGUCUCUCUUGCUCUACCGGAUUGUCCAUCAGAGCGUGUCUCGAUACAGAUGCUUCGUUUCACCAAACAUCUCAUGAGCGACGAAGAGGCUGAGCCCGAUGCCCACAGAGCAUUGCUGCAGACGUCCCUGCCAACGGUCUGUGCAGCUUUGUGCCGGGCGUUAGCGACUCAAGAUUUCUUCACGGAAUCCGAGGCUUUAGCAGAGGCCGGGGAGCUUUUCUUAUCCGCGGCCACUGUCCUACCAGAGCAGCUUUCACCCGCUCUCUCUGCUGGUCUCAGUCAGCUGGACCUGCCGGACCACAGCAAGGUCCUUCUGGAGCAGCAUGUACAGGCUCGAGGGGAGUGGAGCAAGAAAAGCCAUUGGUUGGAACAACUGCAGCAGAUUGUGGUGGAGUGGCACAGUGAACGCAGAUUGACGGUGCAGUGAGUGCCGUUGGGGUAAGCCGAUUUUGUUUUGGCGCGCACGGAAGCGGUUGCUGCGCCAGACAGAUGGUCGCUACCACAAAGGGAUGAGAUCGGUGCUUUCUUCCAGCCGUUUCAGGGUCUGUGG
Cladocopium goreaui is the source of this 3236-nucleotide messenger RNA. The record is from the annotation of a GenBank genome assembly. NCBI's taxonomy places the organism in Eukaryota, Dinophyceae, Suessiales, Symbiodiniaceae.